AGCGCAAGCACCCGCCAAGCGGAACUGGGCAGAGGGUCUGCAGUAAACACUUCUUAGAGAGUGAUUAUUUGAAAGAAGGAUCAUUUACGGAUGAGGGGCAAUUUGUUUGGCGCACUACCAGUCGUUUGAAACCAGAUGCUGUACCCUCAAUUUUUGACUUCAGCGGAUACAGUGUCGGAGAGACUGACAGACCCACAACAUCUGAGCUCUCAGGCUCUGCCAUUGGGCGCCGAGACCGAGCACAUAAACGCGCUUGCCAGGCAGAGGAAAGAGAGAUGAUGGCACCAUUGGUGGAGGGUCCAAGAAGGCAGGGCAGCGGCAGCAGUGUCGACGGCAGCAGCAGAAAAGUGGAUGCCAGCACCCAGACUGAUCCAGUACUACCGGAACUUAGAAGUCAGGGAACCGUGACUGAGGACAUUUACAACUGGCAAAGUGUCAUUAAUGACCACUCCUACAGCACAUUCCUUGAUGAUUUCAGUCUGGAGAACAUCACAACACCAAGGGCUUCAUCACCACAGGAAAGUACAGCAUCACUCUCUUCGAUGAGUGAGGAGUCAGUCCAUGAAGACAUGCCUUUGGAUGAUUUUGAAUUUUCACUGAGUGAAGAAGAUACAGACACUAGUUUUAUCGAUGAAGAGGAUGAGGAGGUCAGUGUCUCCAGUGACCGAAAGAGCAUUGUUUCGACUGAACAUCUUUUGAAGCUCUUCAAUGUGUGCCACUGGGAGAACUGUGGGAAGUGUUUAGUGCAACCACCUGAGGUUCGCAGAAUUGGUUUCGGAAUGAGAGUUGUUACAGAGUGCAUUGAUGGCCACACUUACAACUGGACUUCCCAGCCCCUUUUGCGAGGUGUCAUGGAAUGCAAUGUCUCCAUCCCUACAGCUGUGUUUGUCACGGGAAAUGAAUGCACUCCAUUCAUGGAGGUCUGCGAGGCUCUUCAGUUGGAUAGCCUCUCAAAGAGGCAGUGGUUUAACAUCCAGAAAGCCUAUGUCAUCCCAGUUGUCAAUGAGACAUGGUGUUUGCAUAAUGAUGCAGUAAUGAGCACAGUGAGCGAGGAGCCCUUGAUGGUAUCAGGAGAUUCACGUUACGACAGCCCAGGUCACAAUGCAUCAUACGGCACAUACUCCCUCAUUGACACCAAGUCUGGUGUAGUCGUGGCCCAGGAGACCGUAAAUGUUGCUGAAGUCAAAAACAGCUACUGGCUUGAGGUGGAGGGCCUACAUCGAUGCCUUACCAAGCUCAUUGAGCAUGGCAUUUCAAUCUCAGUCUUGGCAACAGAUUGCCACCCAUCGGUUCAAAAAGUGAUGCGGGAGGAGUAUGGUGGCAUCAAACACCAGUUUGACUUAUGGCAUAUUGCAAAAAACCUGAAGAAGAGACUGCUGAAGUGCCAGGACGAGCAACUUCUUGAGUGGGCGAGGAUGAUUGCUAAUCACUUAUGGUACUGCGCCAUGACAUGCAACGGAAGUGCCACCAAUCUGAAGGAGAAGUGGAUAUCUGUGCUGCACCACAUCACCAACGUCCACUGCUGGACAUCGGGGGAGACAAUUAGAAGAUGUGACCACCCACCGUACACUGCAGAAGAUGAGAAGAAACGGCCAUGGCUCAACCCCCGCUCAACUGCAUUUGAACGCCUCCAGAGUGUAGUGUUGGACAAACUUCUGCUGAAAAAGCUUGAGCACGUCACAGAGGGCAUUCAUACAGGAAGACUUGAGUGCCUACACUCUGUCUACACAAAGUAUGCAACCAAGCGGAAGAAGUAUUUGAAAGACAGCUUUCAGGCUCGACUCCGUGUGGCAGCACUGGACCAUAACAACAACGUGGUCCGGGAGGAUGCGACUAAAAGUGAUGGAGAAAAGCAAAUGAAGCACUACUUCUCAAAGGCUGCAAAUCGGCAUGUGGUGGCCCCUGUGAAGGUGGUGAAAGACUACAGCUUCCGGAAGGAAAUCGUGGCAGCAGCUCUGAGGAGAUGUGAGGUGGUCUCUAUCCGUCAAGUGCUGAGGGAAUGUCCACAAGGGAGAAUGAUGACCAUUGCUGAACACAGAGGGAUUGAAAAACCAGACAAAGAAGUGUCUGUGUCAACACACCUCAGCAGAUUUCCCAAAAACAUAAAUCCAGAGGUGUAG
Molecule: messenger RNA, 2120 nt
Organism: Engraulis encrasicolus (European anchovy)
Lineage: Eukaryota; Metazoa; Chordata; Actinopteri; Clupeiformes; Engraulidae
Exons: 2
Coding region: 276-2120 (614 amino acids)
Source: RefSeq, a predicted model, not a curated record